AUGGGUUCUAACUGUGAAGAGAUUAAUGGUGAAGAAAAUGAUCCAUGCCUAUCUGCUAUGCUUCUAAGCUUCGGCCCAAUGGUUUACACUGCUGUGUUGAAUGCUGCCAUUGAGCUCAACUUGUUCGAGAUCAUUGCUAAAGCAACAACAACAACCACAGCCCCAUUUGGCGUUUCAGCUUCUGAGAUUGCUUCUCGGCUUCCAAUUCAGCACAAAAAACUGGCCCAAAGGCUUGAUCGCAUGCUGUCUGUUCUUGGAAGUCACUCUCUUCUCACUUGCUCUACACUCACAAAUCAAGAUGGUAAGGUCCAAAGACUCUUUCAGCUUUCAGCUUCCGGAAAGUACUUCAUCAAUGCAGAAGCCACUGCUUCUUUGGCCUUGUUCACAACGUUUAUGAAUCAUCCAAAGCUUGUUCAGGCAUUCCUUAAUUUCAAGGAGAUACUUCUUGACUGUGAUAAGGGCCUAUACAUGAAAGUUCAUGGAAUGCCUAUUUUUGAAGGCAUACAAUCUGAUCCAACAUGGAAUCAUAUCUUCAAUGAAGCAAUGGCCAAUAUAUGCAGAAUAGAGAUGACAAAGAUACUUGAAAUAUACAGUGGAUUUGAAGGAAUAUCACUGCUUAUUGAUGUGGGAGGAGGAGUAGGGCAAAGUUUGAAUAUCAUAAUCUCUAAGUAUCCUUCCAUAAAGGGUGUCAACUUUGAUCUUCCACAAGUAAUACAACAAGCUCCACCUUAUCCAGGAAUUGAACAUGUUGAAGGAGACAUGUUUGAAAGUGUUCCAAAAGGUGAUGCCAUACUAUUGAAGGGCAUAUUGCACAAUUGGUCGGAUGAAAAUUGUUUGAAAGUUCUAAAUAAUUGCUACAAAGCAUUGCCAGAAAAUGGAAAGGUGGUUGUUGUAGAUUUCAUAAUGCCUGAAGCAAUUGGUUCUUCUGAAGCAGAUAAGAUGGUUACUAGCUUUGAUAACCUGAUGUUUCUUGAUGGAGGAAGUGAAAGAACAGAAAAAGAGUUUAUGAAUUUAUGCCAAAUUUCUGAAUUUUCUUCUUUCAGAGUUGUUUCUCGUGCCUUUACUGCUCUUGGAGUAAUGGAAUUUUAUAAAUAA
Messenger RNA from Vigna angularis (adzuki bean), 1095 nucleotides. Its product is annotated as isoliquiritigenin 2'-O-methyltransferase. The record is from RefSeq and is a predicted model, not a curated record. Gene Ontology annotation, molecular function: O-methyltransferase activity; S-adenosylmethionine-dependent methyltransferase activity; protein dimerization activity. The transcript is spliced from 4 exons. Gene Ontology annotation, biological process: methylation. Bases 1 to 1095 code for a protein of 364 amino acids. NCBI's taxonomy places the organism in Eukaryota, Viridiplantae, Streptophyta, Magnoliopsida, Fabales, Fabaceae.